Rhodamnia argentea is the source of this 1443-nucleotide messenger RNA. Its product is annotated as protein DETOXIFICATION 53. Gene Ontology annotation, cellular component: membrane. NCBI's taxonomy places the organism in Eukaryota, Viridiplantae, Streptophyta, Magnoliopsida, Myrtales, Myrtaceae. Gene Ontology annotation, biological process: xenobiotic detoxification by transmembrane export across the plasma membrane. The record is from RefSeq and is a predicted model, not a curated record. Gene Ontology annotation, molecular function: antiporter activity; xenobiotic transmembrane transporter activity.
AUGGGAUCUAGAGCUUUUAACUUCUUUGAUGGGUUUCACAGACCGUUGCCCAUCCACGAGAUUCUUGGAAAUCAUCCUCUGGAGGAGGUGAGGCAAGCAACACUAUCACUGGGCAAAAUUGCAGCCCCAAUUGCAGCCACCACACUCCUCAUUUUCUCCUGGUCCGUUGUCUCCAUGCUCUUCCUGAGCCGCCUCGGCAAAACGGACUUGGCCGGUGGUUCGCUGGCACUAGCGUUUGCAAACAUCAUGGGCUACUCCGUUCUCAAGGGCUUGGCCAUGGGGAUGGAACCCAUUUGCUCCCAUGUGAUCGGGGCCAAGAAACCGUCCAUUCUCAUCCAGACCUAUCAAAAGACUCUCCUCUUUCUCCUCCUCAUUUGCAUUCCAAUCUCCCUCCUGUGGCUCAACAUGGAGCCUCUGUUCCUGAGACUCGGCCAAGGCGAAGGCGUCGUCGAAGCUGCCAGAGCUUGCAUGGUUUGCUUCGUUCCAGAGUUGUUCGCUCAAGUUCAUCUUCAGCCUCUGAGGCCCUUCCUUAGGACGCAAGAUUUGACGAAUCCCAUGACACUGGCUUGCCUAUUCACAGUUGUCUUACACCUCCCGAUCAACUAUCUUCUCGUGAUUUACAUGGACAUGAGGGCGAAAGGCGUCGCCCUGACUCUUGCCUGGAGCACAAUCAACACUGACUUGGGUCUGUUGACCUACCUAGUCAUAUUCAAGAAGACCCUAAAACCUUGGCAAGGAAGGGACAUCUUCCUCCGGAACCUCCGCGAGUGGAGAUGGAGGCCAUUGCUAACCCUAGCAGUGCCGAGCUGCGCAGCCUUGUGCUUGGAGUGGUGGUGGUGGUACGAUCUUCUGCCCUUGCUAUGCAGCUUCCUCAAAAACAACUCUAGUAGCAUCUCUGCAAUGGGGAUCAUGAUCCAAAUAGCAGGCUUAUUCUACACGCUCCCUUUUGCUCUAAGCUCGAGCCUCUCGACCAGUGGGGGUCAACCGUGCCAAGCCCAGGUUCUAUCCAUUGUAGGUAUCACUGCAUCGAUUAUUCUCAGUUUCCUCGCCUUCAUUUUCAUCAUUGCCAUGAAAUCAACUCUCGGCAGAAUGUAUACAAGCGAGCUGGAGAUUCUUAACUUAGUAUCCGCGGCACUUCCAAUCUUGGGGUUGUGUGAGCUUGCGGGUGCUCCUCAGACAGCUGUUUAUGGAGACCUAGCAGGGACGGCUCGCACUGAUCUGGGAGCGCGUGUAAAGCUAUUUUCGUUCUACUUCAUUGGAAUGCCGAAUGCUAUUCUAUUGGCCUUCAAGUGGGCGUUCGGUUUCAGGGGGCUCUGGUUCGGGCUGCUGGCAUCUCAGAUCUCUUGCAUUUCUAUGAUGGCCUAUACAUUGAUGGAUAUGGACUAGCAGCAAGCCAAAAGGACCGAGGAGCUGACAGAGGCUGCCGGAGACAAGAAUGAUUAA